AUGGCAAUACUCUUCUCACGGUAAGCACUGUAAUUCUAUUCUCCAUAAAUAAUCACUUUCGAUCACCUCAGCACCUGCCAUGACCCGACUUAAUAUAAAUGUUUAAUUCCAUUCUUUGGUAAUUGAUCAUUCAUUUGUCGAUGUGUAAAGGUAUCUCCAUUUACAGUAAAACAAACUGACGCAUCUAAGGCUGCGGCCUGGGGAAAUCACUCAGAUGUUGGCAAGUUUUUAUUAGAACAAGGCGUCUGUGACAGCCCUUCAAAUGAAUUAUUGUAACAUUUUAUUACAGUCACAUAUAAACAAAGACUAAAAGUUUAUAGCAACGCCUUCGCGGGGUUUUCGAUCCAUGAGAACAAGGAAAUGAUAAAACUCCUCGUCCCAGCCGCAGAUUGGAGCGAAUUAAGUAACGCAACCAGGGCGGGAAGGUUGUGGUAUUUUCUCUCAUUUUACUCGCUGAACGAACCUGAAACACUUUCCUUUAUUCAUAAUAAAUAUGAGGUCUCAUUUCCAGAGUUGAGCUCAGCGGAGAUACUUGUAGGCCUGAAUUAUGUCGACGAUACGAGGAUUAAGCUCCAUCUACUACAAUUCAUUUUGUUUGGUAGAAAUAUUGAUUCAGUUCUCUGUCGGAAUGAAGUGGAAACUAAAUAUUAUGGUAGCUUCAAUCUUCUUCGCCUAUUCGCAAUUGCGUUGAGGAAUUCGUUUUCAAAAUAUACUAUCAGGGGAGUGGACACCGAAGAGGCGCUGCCAAUUUUACAGCAAUUGAUUCGUGGUGGCUCAAACCUCCAUACCACGAUAGCAAGGUGGGAGCGUUGUCUAGAUUGCGGUGCUUGUCAUUCCGCGAGUACCACGUCAUUUGGCGGCAUGUUUACUGGAUGGAAUAAAAGAGUGAAAACCUCAAGAAUAAAGAACCUUGUUCGAUACUGGCUUCGUGCACUUCAGGAUUCAGGAGUUGAUUUGCACGAAUAUGGUCGACGAAAGAAAGAAAUUAGCAAUGGCGGAAGCUCACUUAAUGUUCAUUGGCACGCUCAUCAGGGCAAAAGAUAUCGUCUGAUGAGCUUCACAUUUGGUCCAGCGCCAGAAGAUUGGGAGCUGUUUUAUACCGAGGACAAUAUCUCUACGGAAGUGUUGGAAUUUUGGGAUAUGGUAGAUCAUCCGGAGCGAGCUUUAUCUGGAGCCUGGGUCGAGGAUCUUUUUGAGCCCAACAGCGAAACUACUUGUGCCGAUAUAUGGGAUAACUUCAUCUGGCCCUAACAGCCUCAACCCUUCCAAAACACACCACCAAUACCCCAACACCUCUCUCCUAUUCUCUCCUCUCGGAGUUUUUGGCAACUACUUCUCUAUCUCCUCAUUCACUCAGCUGUCCUUAUCAAAUAUUUCUCUUUAGAUGAUUCACCUCUUGAUCGAUGAAUAUUAAGAUAUGAUCUACGUUCUAUCUUGGUCGUUGGUAUGUUCUUCUUUCUUUACUUCCUCCCUACUCCUUCUCUCCUCUUUAUAUGUGAGAGGUGUGGUUGGGACUGACUGUUUUUGUGCGGAUAGGGGGUUUCUUGGAUUAGUGGUGUAGUGAGAGUAGAGUUUAGGGGUUUGAGGUUAGGUUUGAUGGACCCUAAAAGAGAAUUUGGAGGGGAUUGGUAGGUGGGUUUAGGGUUUGUAGUGUAGGGUAAGGGACGGUGUAGUAUGGAAGGGGGUUUAGUUUAGUGUGGGUUAAGCGAGGGGGAGUUAAUGGAGUUUAUUGGUUGUGCUUUUACUAGAAUAAAGUCAUUUGGAG
Molecule: messenger RNA, 1765 nt
Organism: Hymenoscyphus albidus
Lineage: Eukaryota; Fungi; Ascomycota; Leotiomycetes; Helotiales; Helotiaceae
Source: the annotation of a GenBank genome assembly